AUGUCUCGUGAAAUCUCUCACCUCAACACCACCAUCCCCUCCCCCUCCAACCCCCUCCUCUUCCUACGGACCAUCCAGCCUUCCGAUGCCUCGGCCUUUUCGUCCAUUCUGUCUUCACCGUCAAACAAGUCCGAUCCUCACGGCAAGGACAUGGACAUCGCAACUGCGGAAUCAAGCAUCUCCCGCAUGAGGGAAUCGGCAAGCAAGCCCACCAUCAUUGACGCGCAAGGAAAUGUCAUGAGCGGACCGAGCCGCGUGAACAUGAUGCUAGUGCUCCAAUCAGAAGACGGAAACGGCGAGACUGUGAUUGGUCUGGGAGGCUUUGGAGCGAUCAAAGACUGGGAGCGAGGCGGGCGGACGAUUCGGGCUGGCGACGUGGGCGCCAUGUUGGAUCCGGCGUAUAAGCGGCAGGGUUACGGCGUGGAAGCGAUGAAGAUGGCGAUCAACUGGGCGUUUUUGCCGGCCGUUGAGGGAGGGCCUCAGCUUGAUUUGGUUACGAUCACGACGCUGGAAGAGAACGGCCCGAUGGUGAAGCUUUUGAAUGACAAGCUUGGGUUGGCGGGGAAGGGGAUAUCGAGACCUGCAGAGUUUGACGCGGACAAGAAUGAGAUAUACUAUGAGCUCUCAAAAGAAGACUGGGGGAGCAUUGGCACCAACUGA
Molecule: messenger RNA, 660 nt
Organism: Trichoderma aggressivum f. europaeum
Lineage: Eukaryota; Fungi; Ascomycota; Sordariomycetes; Hypocreales; Hypocreaceae
Exons: 1
Coding region: 1-660 (219 amino acids)
Molecular function (GO): acyltransferase activity, transferring groups other than amino-acyl groups
Source: RefSeq, a predicted model, not a curated record